CCGCCACCGCCACCGCCACCGCCGGCGGCGGCAGCAGCCAUUUCAUCUCCACAGAAACCAGACACAAAAACAUGGCAGAAAUGGAGAAAGAAGGGAGACCUCCGGAAAAUAAAAGGAGCAGGAAGCCGGCUCACCCUGUGAAGAGGGAGAUCAACGAGGAAAUGAAGAACUUUGCAGAAAACACCAUGAAUGAACUCCUUGGCUGGUAUGGCUAUGAUAAGGUUGAAUUGAAAGAUGGUGAAGAUAUUGAAUUCAGGAGCUACCCUACAGAUGGAGAGAGCCGGCAGCACAUUUCUGUUCUCAAAGAAAAUUCUUUGCCAAAACCAAAAUUACCCGAGGACAGUGUUAUUUCACCAUACAAUAUAAGCACAGGCUAUUCGGGGCUUGCCACAGGAAAUGGACUCAGUGACUCACCUGCAGGGUCAAAGGAUCAUGGCAAUGUGCCCAUUAUUGUACCUUUAAUUCCACCACCUUUCAUAAAGCCACCAGCAGAAGAUGAUGUGUCAAAUGUACAAAUAAUGUGUGCCUGGUGCCAGAAAGUGGGGAUCAAGCGCUAUUCCCUGAGUAUGGGAAGUGAGGUGAAAAGCUUCUGCAGCGAGAAGUGCUUUGCGGCCUGCCGACGAGCCUACUUCAAGAGAAACAAGGCUAGAGAUGAAGAUGGACAUGCUGAAAAUUUCCCCCAGCAGCACUAUGCUAAGGAAACUCCAAGGCUUGCCUUCAAGAAUAACUGCGAACUACUUGUAUGUGACUGGUGUAAGCACAUCAGACACACAAAAGAAUAUCUGGAUUUUGGGGACGGGGAGAGAAGGCUUCAGUUCUGCAGUGCAAAAUGUCUCAAUCAGUACAAAAUGGACAUUUUCUACAAAGAGACACAGGCCAACCUUCCAGCUGGGCUGUGCAGCGCAUUACACCCUCCCCUGGAAAAUAAAGCAGAAGGCGCCGGCGUGCAGCUGCUCACGCCAGACUCUUGGAAUAUUCCUCUAACAGAUGCUCGGAGGAAGGCCCCCUCCCCGGUGGCUGCAGCUGGCCAAAGCCAGGGCCCUGGCCCAUCCGCGUCCACCACCGUCUCUCCAUCUGACGCUGCCAACUGCUCCGUCACUAAGAUCCCCACGCCAGUGCCCAAGUCCAUGCCCAUCAGCGAGACUGCCAACCUCCCUCCUGUCUCCGUCCAGCCACCUGCUAGCAUCGGGCCUCCCCUGGGCGUCCCGCCCCGCAGCCCUCCCAUGGUGAUGACCAACCGCGGCCCGGUGCCGCUGCCCAUCUUCAUGGAACAGCAGAUCAUGCAGCAGAUCCGCCCGCCCUUCAUUCGCGGGCCGCCGCACCACGCCUCCAACCCCAACAGCCCUCUGUCCAACCCCAUGCUCCCCGGCAUCGGGCCCCCGCCCGGCGGCCCCAGGAACCUGGGCCCCACUUCCAGUCCCAUGCAUCGGCCCAUGCUGUCGCCCCACAUCCACCCCCCGAGCACCCCUACCAUGCCCGGGAACCCCCCGGGCCUGCUGCCCCCGCCGCCCCCAGGCGCGCCCUUGCCCAGUCUCCCCUUCCCGCCGGUGAGCAUGAUGCCAAACGGCCCGAUGCCCGUGCCGCAGAUAAUAAAUUUCGGGCUGCCGUCGCUGGCCCCGCUGGUGCCACCCCCCACCUUGCUCGUGCCAUACCCCGUGAUCGUCCCCGUGCCCGUGCCCAUCCCCAUCCCUAUUCCAAUCCCUCACCCCCCGCCCCCCCUGCCCGCGCCCCCCAAGAAGCUGCUGUCCCCCGAGGAGCCCGCGGUGAGCGAGCUGGAGUCCGUCAAGGAGAACAACUGUGCUUCCAACUGCCACUGGACGGAGAGGCCGUCAAAAAAGCUCAUCGGAGAGGAGGCCCUGGCGGGGGGCGACAAGUCAGACCCGAACCUUAACAACCCCGCGGACGAGGACCACGCGUACGCUCUGCGGAUGCUGCCCAAGACGGGCUGCGUGAUCCAGCCUGUGCCAAAACCCGCGGAGAAGACGGCCAUGGCGCCCUGCAUCAUCUCCUCGCCCCUGCUCGGCGCCGGGCCCGAGGACCUGGAGCCUCCGCUCAAAAGGAGGUGCCUCCGAAUUAGAAAUCAGAAUAAGUAAAAGGUUUGUAUGUGCACCAGGCACUCCUCCGCCCGAGCCAGGGCACCUCUCCUUAUUUCUUACAAGGCAGAGGCCAGAGUGUUGAGUCGGUAAUCGUGAUUUUACCUGACAUGUUUUACAAUACAGCGUGUGU
Messenger RNA from Myotis lucifugus (little brown bat), 2226 nucleotides. RefSeq names its product sine oculis binding protein homolog (gene SOBP). Lineage: Eukaryota; Metazoa; Chordata; Mammalia; Chiroptera; Vespertilionidae. Gene Ontology annotation, biological process: animal organ development. The record is from RefSeq and is a predicted model, not a curated record. Gene Ontology annotation, cellular component: nucleus.